AUGGAAGUGGCACUACAACCACCGCCAGCGUUGUUGUUUGAAGGAAAUAUCGCUGAGAAAUGGAAAAGGUGGAAGCAGAAGCUUGAAUUAUAUCUUGUGGCCACGGGAUUAAAUACGCAACCGGAGAUAAGACAGGUAGCAGUUCUACUUCACACUAUUGGUGAGGAGGCACUCGAGAAAUUCAAUACGUUUGGUCUCAGUGAGGAAGAGAAAAAGAAGCUGCCAAUAGUUCUCGAAGCAUUUGAACGGUAUUGCACACCUAAAGCUAAUGAGAGUGUGGACCGUCACAUAUUUUUCGCCCGAAUGCAACAACCGGGCGAGACGUUCGAUGUAUUUCUCACGGAUUUAAAAAAGCUAAGUAUACCAUGUGGCUUCGAUUCGCUUCGAGACAGCUUAAUCAAAGACCGUAUCAUCAGUGGCGUUAACGACGCCAUUUUAAAAAAUAGAUUACUUCGCGAGGAUGACCUCAAUCUAGAGAGAUGUAUUAAAAUCUGUAAAGCUGCAGAAUUAGUACAGCAACAGAUCAAGACACUGGCUACGGAAACAAAGGUACUUGCAGUCAACGCCAAGCAGAAUACGGCACAGACAGGCGUGAACAAGCAGCAGGCGAAUAAAAAUAGACGACCUGGAAGAAAGAACAACCACGCUAGGAAAGCACUACCAUCUCCCUCAACGCAGGAUGCGAAUACAGGCCAACAGAUGACUACUAAGACGUGCUACAGAUGCGGUACCAAACAUCCUCUACAUCAGUGUCCAGCAUAUCGUAAAACGUGCGCUAAAUGUAAAAAAUUAAAUCACUUCGCUAAGGUAUGUAAGUCCGUUAACAAUAAUGUAAAAAGCAUAGAGCAGGUAGAGCAAGAUGCAUCACAAGCUGAAUUUGUAGAACAAUUUUUCAUUGGGUGUAUCGAUGCUAAGCGUAAUCACGAUUGGUCAGAAAAGUUAUUAAUAAAUAAUAGUAAAACCUUAGUGGUGAAAUUAGAUUCAGGAGCACAAUGUAAUGUACUACCACUUAAAAUUUUUGAUGAAUUAGAACUUUCUCGUAGCAUUGUACAGAAAUCAAACGCAAAAUUAACGACAUAUGGCGGCAAUCCGAUUACAGUAGUUGGUAAAUGUUGCAUUAAAUGUACAACUUCUAAGAAUGUGAUUACUCUAAUCGAAUUUGAAGUGGUAGAUGCAAUAGCUCCUGCAGCAUUAGGACUACCUACUCUUUCAAAACUGAAUUUAUUAAAAAGAGUUGAGACAGUUAAUGUUACUAAUUGCAAUAUAAAACAAUUUGUACAAGGAUCGGGAUGCAUUUCUAAUUAUGAAUAUGAUAUUAAACUAAAACAUAAUACAGGUCACAUAGAGCCAUGCAGAAGAGUUCCUCUUAGACUUAGAGACAAACUGCAGAAAGAACUCCAAAAAAUGGAAGACGAAGGAAUUGUCGAGAAAGUACAAGAACCAACUGAUUGGGUAAAUGCUCUUGUUGUAGUAACUAAAAAAGACGGAAGUCUUAGAGUUUGUUUAGAUCCGCACCAUCUAAAUCAAGCUAUUCAAAGAGAAUAUCACUAUAUUCCAACGUUUGAAGAUUUAUGUUCAAAGAUGGCGGGAUCACGCGUAUUUAGUACACUGGAUGCAGACAGAGCAUUUUGGCAAAUUAAAUUAACAGAAAAAAGCUCUAAACUUACAACUUUUAAUACGCCUUAUGGCAGAUACAAAUUCCUGCGACUUCCAUAUGGAAUUUCUUCUGCCCCUGAGGUAUUUCAUAGAUGCUUCCAAGACAUUUUUUCAAAUAUUGAAGGAGUGGAAGUAUAUCUAGACGAUAUAAUAGUACAUGGUAAGGAUGAAACAGAGCACAACAAACGACUUAUGGAGGUACUUAAUCGAGCUCAACUACGAGGUGUCAAAUUGAAUCUUAAUAAAUGUAUUAGCCCAGAUCCAAAUAAGGUAACCGCUAUUUUAUCUAUGAAACAACCGACACAUGUUAAGGAACUGGAAACGUUUUUAGGCAUGCUUACAUAUCUAGGGAGAUUCAUUCCAAACUUAUCACAAAAAUCUACUAAGCUAAGAAAUCUUACUAAAAGAAAUACUGUCUGGUUGUGGGAUCAAAACGCUGAGCAGGCAUUUAAUGAUCUUAAAAACAGUCUGAGUACAGCACCAGUUCUACAAUUUUUCGAUUCACGUAAACCAGUAGUUGUUAGUGUAGACGCCUCUCAGUCGGGUCUUGGUGCAGUUCUCCUUCAAAACAAUUUACCAGUUGAGUAUGCAUCACGUUCAUUAAAUGAUACACAACAAAAUUAUGCACAGAUUGAAAAAGAGGCUCUAGCAAUUGCAUUUGCCUGUAAACGUUUCCACUAUUAUAUUUAUGGUCGACAAGUUGUCGUCGAAAGUGAUCAUAAACCACUAGAAGCGAUAUUUGCGAAACCUCUGAAUAAGUGUCCGGCUAGGCUUCAAAGAAUUAGGUUAAUGUUACAACCUUAUGACAUUAGAGUACAAUAUAAACCGGGAAAAGAAUUAUAUUUAGCCGAUGCGUUAUCACGAUCAUACUUGACAGAUGAAAGCUCGCUCUUAGAUGAGGAAAUAGAGGCACAAGUGUGUAUGAUUAGAGACAAUCUACCCAUUAGCGAUCCGCAAUAUAAACGUUUUAUACAUGAAACAUUACACGAUGCUAAUUUACAAUUGCUUAGACAAUAUAUAGAGAAUGGGUGGCCUAUUAACAAACAUUCAAUUCCAGAUUCCAUUAGAGUGUACGCGACAUUCAAGGAUGAACUGUCCAUAAUAGAUAAUCUCAUUUAUAAAGGUAUACGGUUAGUGGUUCCCUCAAGUCUUAGACAGGAGAUGCUAAAGAGAAUACAUUAUAAUCACCUGGGCAUAGAAAAAUGUAAGUCACGUGCUAGAGAAAUAUUAUUUUGGCCCGGUAUGUCUAAGCAGAUUACUGAUAUUAUACAAAAUUGUGAGACUUGUUUACGGUACCAAAGAGCUCAGAAGAAAGAGACAUUUGUAAACAAAGACAUUCCUCAAGGUCCGUGGCAAGUCAUAGGCGUAGAUUUGUUCUACUAUGCUGGCUGUGAGUAUCUACUGGCAGUGGAUUACUUUAGUAAAUAUGCAGAGAUGGCGAAACUUAGUGACUCCUCUAGCAGCACAGUUAUCACACAUCUUAAAUCGAUGUUCGCGAGGUUUGGCAUACCUAACAUAAUAUACUCGGACAACGGUCCGCAGUUUAAAAAUUCGUAUUUUCGAGAGUUCUCAUCCAAAUGGAAUUUUGAACAUAAAACGUCAAGCCCUAGAUACCCACAGUCGAAUGGUUUAGUGGAACGAUUCGUCGGUACAGUCAAGCAGAUGUUAAAAAAGUGUGGAAAUGAUGGGAAGGAUAUAUACUUGGCAUUACUUGAAUACAGGAAUACUCCUAUAAGCGAUAAAAUUCCUUCACCAACAGAAUUAAUGUUUGGUAGAAAAACUAGAAGUAUAUUACCCACCAUGUUAAAAGAUUCUUGUGAACAGACCAGACAAUUGCUUGAGGAACGACGAAGCGUUCAGAGGAAAUACUAUAAUAGAUCCGCUAAAGAUCUAAGUUCUCCGAAAUUAGGCGAUCAGGUUUUAGUGAGAAAAGAUAUGUGUUCUCCACUACAACCUGCUCAAGUCAUUGACACUUGUGAUAGGCCGAGAUCUUUUAAGAUAGCUAUGCAAGAUGGCUCGACAGUGGAAAGAAAUCGCAGACACAUAUACAAAGCUCCGCGUACUCUGAAACCACUGCUUUGUACUUCGGAAUUAGAGGACUAUAUGCCCCCUACAUUUGACUGUAAUACAUCCAAUAAAGUCGAUGAUUCGAACGCGGGAUCUCAUAUAGAACAGAAUUCGAACAACAGUCCUGAAACUAAGCGAACGGUUGAAAAGGCUGACAACUCUCCGACCCCACUUCGUACUCGUUCGUCUAGACUUGUCAAGCCUCCGUCAUAUCUUAAAGAUUAUGUCACUCAUUAA
Cyphomyrmex costatus is the source of this 3960-nucleotide messenger RNA. RefSeq lists its product as uncharacterized. The record is from RefSeq and is a predicted model, not a curated record. The coding region runs from base 1 to 3960 and encodes 1319 amino acids. The transcript has 2 exons. Lineage: Eukaryota; Metazoa; Arthropoda; Insecta; Hymenoptera; Formicidae. Gene Ontology annotation, biological process: DNA integration. Gene Ontology annotation, molecular function: nucleic acid binding.